CUAAUCAUUUUAGGAGCACUGAGUAGCAUGUCAAUUCAUAGAGAGCAGCAGUUUGUGUAGGCAUUAAAAUGGCGUCGGCGUCUAGUUAUGUUAAAGACGAACAAGGUACCACAUUUAUUGCUGCCAGCCAGAGACCAGAUGGUACAUGGAGAAAACCAAGGAGAGUAAGAGACGGUUACAUCCCCCAGGAAGAAGUUCCACUAUAUGAAAGUAAAGGCAAACAAUUUGCCAAAAAUCAGCCUAAGUAUCCAGUGGGAUUCUCUCCUGAAGUUGUAAAUGCUACAAAAACGAAGAAGGAGAAGGCCGAUAGGGAGGCGUCAAAAAACAGCCCAAUACCAGGACUAGUCAUAGUUUCCACACCAGAAGGCAAAUCAAGUAAGAAGAAAAAGAAAAAGAAGAGUGGUACUAGUGAGGAUAAAUUAAGUGAAAGCCUAUCGAAAACUCACUUGAGUUCUGAGCUGAAAACUACAAAUUCUCGGUCAAAAUCACAGUCAAAUUCUCAAAUUAAAUCAGAGGCUUGUCAGUCGAAAUCACCUACUGUUCAGUCAAAAAAUGCAGCUUCCCAGUCAACAAAUAUAGCCAUAACACCGACAGAUCCUGCCAAAAGAAUCAAGAAUCUUCGCAAAAGGCUACGUGAAAUUGAGUCCAUUGAGCAAAAAAUUGCAGCAGGUGAACAGAAACUUGAAAAAGAUCAGCUAGAUAAAGUUGCUAGGAAAAGGGAAAUCAUGAGUGAAAUUGAACAGUUGACAUGUGCAUUGGGUGGUGAAUAAGUGAACAGUUUAUUUGUUAUGUGAUUAAUACCCAAAAUGAAGAGAAAUGAAAUUAUGCAAUAGCCUUUUCUAUGACAGCUUCUACUCCACUUCCUCCAUAUUUAAAGAUACAUUUAUGAUACAAAGAAAUAUUUUGUUAUUUACUUUUCCCUUAAGUAAAUGAUCAUGUACAAAAGUCUCUUGACUGACAUAUAUAAUUAUUUUUAAGAACAUAAUUCUUAAAGAGUGUUAAUAGUUCUAUACAGUAAUGCCAUUGUUGUAUCAUUUGUAGUUAAGUUGACCCUUUGUGAUUUCUAUCCAUAUUUUAAUGGUAUUUAUGUUUGAUGGACAUAGUAUAGCAACAUGUAAUGUAACUUGUACAGAUACUUAUUUAACAUCUUAUUUUGGUGAUGUUUUAAGAAACGAAUCUUUGAUUUAUUUUAAUGAGAUAACAGGGAACAUAUUGCAAUGUUUUAGUCUUUAGUUUUGCAGUCUUGUACUUUUGAUGAAAUGACACUGCUCAGGGGCCCAGAGGAAUGCACAUCCUAGAUAAAGCUGUUAAUUGUUAUGGAAUAUUUCUGUAGAAUAACCUCCUACAGAGAUGAUUUUGACUUGCUUCUUUCUCUUACACCUGAUGUGUAUUUCACAACACUUUCUACAAUGUAGGGAACGAAAACAAAUUAAAAAUACUGUCGCAUUCA
Messenger RNA from Cryptotermes secundus, 1450 nucleotides. It is a transcript of the gene Pym, whose product is annotated as partner of Y14 and mago. Gene Ontology annotation, cellular component: exon-exon junction complex; cytoplasm. The transcript is spliced from 4 exons. The coding region runs from base 69 to 770 and encodes 233 amino acids. Lineage: Eukaryota; Metazoa; Arthropoda; Insecta; Blattodea; Kalotermitidae. Gene Ontology annotation, molecular function: RNA binding. Gene Ontology annotation, biological process: exon-exon junction complex disassembly. The record is from RefSeq and is a predicted model, not a curated record.